UCCUCCUCCGUGUCAUCGUUCUCAUCAGCGUCAUCAUCAUCAUCAUCAUCAUCUUUUUUUUAGCACCAUCGAUCGAUUUCGAUCGAAAGAGGGCGAUCGCGAUAAUAUCUCCGCUUACCUUUUUCGGAGCACCGAUCGUCGUAGCUCUCCGAUCUGUAUAGAAGUUCGUUCGGUUCGCAGUUUGUUUUAAUCCGAAUUAUAUUCUUGCGGUUUAAUCGAUCUUAAUUGGAUCGUCAUUUUUGUUUUGAUCUCACUAGUUUAGGUAAUUAAUCGCGUUAUAUGGUCCGCGAUUUGCUCUCUCUCUCUCUCUCUCUCUAUAUAUAUAUAUAUAUAUAAGGUUGUUUAAUCACUCGAUCUUACGAUAUGAUCCACUGGAUUAUAUUUAGAUUUUCGGGAAAAGGUUGCUUAAAAUCGUUGAUUAGGAAUUAGAAGUUUUCUUACUACUUAACUUUUCUGUUUAUUAUUAUUAUUAUUAUUCUUACGUUGUUGUGUUGGAUGCGCGCUUAUUACUGUAGAAUCCGUAAAUUUAUAUGCUAAUUUUCUUUUGUUUGUUCAUCCUUUUUCAUUAGUCUUCAAAUUUCGACUUGUAAUCAUAUUUGAUCGGUUGAUGCUUCUUUAUUGCUGUAAAUGCUGCUGCUGUUUUGCAAAUUUUAUGUGUUGAAUUCCUAAUUGUCCUGUCUUGCUUCUGACGCUAUGUUUUCAGCGUCUUAAGUUUGAAAUGUUCAUUUGUUUAUGCUUUUCGUCUAUGAUGAUGCUAUGUCUUGUCUUGCUUUUGACUUGUCGAAUUCAUAAUUGUUGAGUUAUGACUACGGAACGCGUUCUGUUGCACGAUCUGUUAGCGAAUGAGUGAUCUAUGUAUAAUUUGUUUGGAAGUGCAAAUUAUAUUGAAGUGAUCUCAACGAUGUUCUUAUUAGCUAUUCUGUGUAGCCAACAGUGACAGCUAAAAGAACUGUGGCGUUUUAUCGUCUUUAGGAUUUUGUGCUGCACUAAUAAUAAUGCUCAAGUGCUGUGGUUUAGACAUUUUAGGCAUCCGAAUCGUCCGUAAGGAAUUUGAGUGCGAUUCUGUGCGAGCUAGAAGUCCUGCUUGUUGUUUUAUUUAUGCUGCCUCAUCAGGAAGACACAGAGACGGUUGUAUUGCUUUAUGUUCUUCCUGCGGCUAUAGGAUAGGAUUACUUUCUUAAAACUUUUCAGCAGCAAUCUAAGUUAUUGCUUAUUGAGACUUGAUUUACUUUUACAUUGAUAUUUUAUCUUUACGUUGCCAACUGAGACUUGGUUCACUUUUUCUCGGUUGUUGGAAAUUGAUUAUUAGAAUGCGAUGUAUUAUUUGAUAGUCUGUUUUGACAAGCGGAAUGAGCUUACCGAUGUUGAGUUGAGAUUUUCUCAACUGUAAAAUUACAUAAAACUGAAACAGUUCGCAAUUGACCCAAUUAUGUUGAUUUCGGCUCUAGAAUACACAGAUAAUGUCCACUAUUCUCAGUUGCAGCUGUUGAGCAUCUUUCUGGUUGCAAUAGUUCACUCUUUCUUUCGUCAUUCCAUCCUCAUUCUGUGAAAACCUCUAGAUUUGGAAAAUCACUUGUGUACGGAAUCCUUUUGAUUUGUAAUUAUCUCCAAAGUGGUUUGUAAGUUCCAGCUUUGUGGAAAAUAUUGCUUGAAAUCCAAUAAUGUUAUAAUUAUAUGCAUUUUGGUGUAUUGUUCAUCUUUUCUGGUGGGCAGCAAGACCAGAAAACCACGUGCAGGAUUACUUUGCAACUUGGUACCUGGUUGGGAUCAGGAUAUUAAUGGCUAUCCAUUUUAUAAGUAGGAAAAAGGUAGUUUAAUCUCCCAAAUUGCCUAGCUGCAAUACAUUAGGUAAACAGGUGAUAGGCAGGAAAACAAGGAGGGACCCAUACGCAUCUGAAGGAUACCCUUAUUGGAGAAGUGAAAGAUGGUAGAUUUUUUUAAUAAAAUGUAUAAGAAAAGUUCUAUGGAGGGGGUUGAAGAUGAAGCUGUGAACGACUGGCUAAGAACCUUGGACGGAUCUGUUGCUGGUGCACCACUUUGUUCAAUUUGCUUUCGGACUUCUUCAAGGGAGAAAGCGAUCAGUUAAUUAGUCAUUACUUACAAAGCUCGUGAUUCAGAAGUCUUUUCAGUGCAGCUUAAUAUUAAUUCUGUAGCUGUGCUUGUUCUGAUGAAUCAAUCUAUGGGAGUUGUGCUGAUUGGAGCUGUUCAACGUUGCUUGGCUUUUGUGCUUGAUAUAAUUUGGUCUUCAGCAGUAAUGGACAAUCCGAGAUUGGGUGUCUCCCUGCAUUCUGUAUUCAGAGCCAUUCUGCUAAAUGUCUUCAUAUUUGCAGGUGCAUUUGUUGUAUUUGCGCUGCCAAAGUAACUUUUGUAGCAAGACAUCAGUCAUUAAAUGGAGGCUGUGGUCAGUCAAUCUGAGCGACCUGUUGACCACCACGGGUCAAUAGGGAACGAGAAUAAAACUCAGGCCCCAUGCUCAAUAUUGGCCAAGCAGAAUGAUACAACGGCAGAAGUUGCAAAUGGUUUGAACUCUUUUGGCAGGGAACGACUAGAUGAAGGACUAAUGCAGUAUGGAUGUUCACAUUACCGACGAAGAUGCCGGAUCCGAGCUCCCUGUUGUAAUGAGAUAUUUGAUUGUCGACACUGCCACAAUGAAGCAAAAAACUCAAUUAAUGUGGAUAGGAGGAAGAGACAUGACAUGCCUCGUCAACAACUGCAGCAGGUUAUAUGUUCAUUGUGUGGUACUGAACAAGAGGUACGACAAGUAUGCAUCAACUGCGGUGUAUGCAUGGGGAAGUACUUCUGUGCAACAUGCAAGUUGUUCGAUGAUGAUGUAUCAAAGCAACAGUACCAUUGCAACGGCUGUGGAAUCUGCAGGAUUGGUGGUCGGGAGAACUUUUUCCAUUGCUAUAGAUGCGGCUGCUGCUACUCAACUAUACUGAAAAACAGCCACGCAUGUGUUGAAGGAGCAAUGCAUCAUGAUUGCCCUGUAUGUUUUGAGUAUCUUUUCGAAUCCCGAUACGAUGUGUCAGUUUUGCCGUGUGGUCACACCAUUCACGUGCAUUGCUUGAAGGAAAUGCGAGAACACUUGCAGUAUGCGUGUCCUCUUUGUUCCAAAUCUGUGUGUGACAUGUCGAAAGUAUGGGAAAAGUUGGACAUGGAGAUAGCAGCCACACCAAUGCCUGAAUCUUUUCAAAAUAAAAUGGUACGCAUACUGUGCAAUGACUGUGGUGCAACGUCGCAGGUCCAGUUCCAUGUGGUCGCCCAGAAAUGCCAGAAGUGCAAAUCGUACAAUACCCGUCAGACCUAGCGCGUAGGGGAAUCAGUAUUUAGCCAAAUCAAAAUGUGGCUGUUGUUGUUGUUCUGUCGUAGCCUUGUUGGCUAUUUGGGCAAAUGAAAAUGUGGUUGUACUGUUGCGUUCUUUUUGUAGUGUUGUUGGCUAUCUGCUAUCGAUUUAUUUGUGCAAGGUUGUCAUCUUCCGUAGCUAACCAUUGAAA
Messenger RNA from Ananas comosus (pineapple), 3494 nucleotides. Its product is annotated as E3 ubiquitin-protein ligase MIEL1. Gene Ontology annotation, cellular component: nucleus. Bases 2390 to 3307 code for a protein of 305 amino acids. Gene Ontology annotation, molecular function: zinc ion binding; ubiquitin protein ligase activity. The record is from RefSeq and is a predicted model, not a curated record. Gene Ontology annotation, biological process: ubiquitin-dependent protein catabolic process; protein ubiquitination. NCBI's taxonomy places the organism in Eukaryota, Viridiplantae, Streptophyta, Magnoliopsida, Poales, Bromeliaceae. The transcript has 12 exons.